This is a messenger RNA of Galleria mellonella (greater wax moth), 2118 nucleotides long. RefSeq lists its product as uncharacterized. NCBI's taxonomy places the organism in Eukaryota, Metazoa, Arthropoda, Insecta, Lepidoptera, Pyralidae. Bases 203 to 658 code for a protein of 151 amino acids. The transcript is spliced from 3 exons. The record is from RefSeq and is a predicted model, not a curated record.
CAUCAGUUUUUUAAAACAUUACCAAAGCCUAACUUUGGUUGCCAACCCGCCUGCCAAGCAUGACAACUGCUGACAAAAGUUCCCUUUAUAGGGCAAGCCCAUGUUUUUGAUUGUUCUUGAUUACAAUGUAAUAUUAUAAUAUUUACCUUUCAGAUCUUCACAAAAUCUAAAACUUAAAGCAAUACCUGCCACCGAUGUGAUCAUGGAACUGACACAUGGUCACACUCAGCAAACGAUAGUGAGGACAAUGCUUGGAGUUUCGGAGAACACGAAUAUCUCGACAGCGACGAGGCCGCGGCGUGACGGAGGCGGAACGUGGGCGAUGCGGCGGCGGCGCGGCGGCGCGGCAGCGCGGCGUCACAGCGUCUCCCACGAGGCCGCGGGCGCGCCAUCUGCCGCGCACAUGUCGUGUGACGUCACCAGCGUGCGAAUUCGCACCACAUCCGCCGCCGCCGCCGCCGCUGCCGCCGCCGCCGCUACGACACAGGCCGCUCCGCGUGCUCUCACGUUGCUGAAGAGAGCUGUGUGCACAUUACUAAUCAGAUUUCUAUUAAAUUGUCAACAUUUGCACAUGAUUGUGCAUUCGUCGGAUGUAUUAAAAAACGAUUCCUUGGUCGCAGAUGUGCUCCUUGGACUGUGCAGUAGGCGGCGGAGGUAAGUAGACGGCGACAUCCGUGUAGGUAGCUAGCAGCUAGCAACUACAUACCGCGCAUCACCUGGCCACAUUGCGCGUCGAACAAUCUGCAUACAUUAUUAUGUACACACGUGUUAACCCACUCUGACUAAAUGAUAGGGCUACCACAUGCGAGCACUAGCCAACUCCACGAGGUAUCGUUCAUUCUUAAUACUAUGUCUAAUAUAUACGGAGGCGAGGGAGAGGAUUGUUAGUAACAGACUAGCAUUCCCUUUGCCAGUAAUAUACCCUGCCAGAUCGACUUUCACACACUAAUCCAAGAAAGCAUUGUGAAUUCCUGCUAAAUUCGCCACGAUGGACCACUUUGAAUCAACUAACCUGAAUUUAUCCUCAACCAAUAUCCCUCAGAAGUGGGUGCGAGUGACUCAGAACCAUACUUUAUGAAGCAGAGCUAUGUUCAGAAGUGGACAAUGGAUGAGUCGUAAUGAAUAAAUGAUUCACCCUCGAACGGACAAAUUUUCAUUAGUUUAAACGUCGAUUUCGGCAGUAACUUGACCGCGCUGCUCGUUACCUACCGUAUUUUACAUAAAUUAGCUCAACAGCACAGUCAUUCGACUGUGUUAUUUAUUUAGGACGGCCAUGUGAAAAUAUAGACUGCACCAUUCUCAAUGUUAGUUUAACCAUUACGUACCGUCAUUCCAGCGUCGACGCGCCGCGUCCCUCGCCGGCACCACUUCACUACCGAAAGCUUUUUAUUCAAUAGUUUAUUUUAGAAACAAAUUGGGAACUCAACAGCUUUGAACCGAUCUCACACUGUGUCGUCUAGAUAACGCAUUGUAAGACGAGCUGGCGUCUACGGGAUCUGUAUACUCGACUCCAACCUCGAACAAAGUGAUUAAUGCAGCGAGAGGCGCCCUUCCGAUAAUGCUCAGACACAAAGGAAUAGUUCUGAUCCGGCUACACGAAAUCAGUCGCUAUUACUAUUGGGAAGAGGUUGGUGUUUGACUGCUGUGUUGUUGCCUACAAUUAGUGGUGUAGUGGCCCAUCAUCCCAUCAGCCGCUCGGCGACGUGUCACGUUAAUGUACCGUCGCGAUCGGGGCCCAACCCGGCCGAAGCCGCGACGGUCUGGUUUCUGGGCCACGCACUCAUCCGCCCCACUACGUCAGUGUCAACCCGUCUGUCUCCGUGUGACAAGGCUUAAAUUUAGCGAUUGUUGUUGUUAUUCAUUGCUUAACACUUGAAUAGGGUUGUCAAGCAUGUAUUAGAAUUUUCUUGUAAUCUCUAUUGUAACAUCAUAAAAAUGCUCUCUAACCCUCGACACAGAUGACCUCGAUAGUACAUACAUUGUUAGGUAACAGCAAUAUUUUUUUACCUAGUAUAGAUGGUAAAAAUCUCUAUGAACUUUUUAUUUUUAUUUACAGAUACAUUUAAGAUAAACAAAUCAAGUCAGUAUCUAUGAUUAAGAGCCAUAGCAAUUAAGUGA